AUGAUAAUAAUGAUCAAGAUGGCUACUUCUGAACCCUCUUUGCGGUAGCUAACCACCAGUUUCAUGGAAGCACUCAAAACUGCGAUUUUCUACAGUUUAAGUCCCUCGUAGGCGACGGGGCCCGUGCAGGGGAUAAUACUUUAUGGAUUGAAACGGCCGAAGCGGAGAUAAAAGUGAUUGUGUUGCCUGCAGCACUCAUCCUGAGGAAGCUAAGUAGCUACCUAGCUGUAGUUGUCGACCAUCUCCUGGUUAGAUUUCCAGGCAGCGGCGGCGGCUCGCAAGAAGUGUGGCGGCUUCCCUUGUUUUGUUCGCCCCGGUCGUCGGACGGAAAAGCGUGAAAAAUGGCAGAGCCGAGGAAAGUGCCCUUCGUCACCAUCUCAUCCUUCAACACCCCCACCGCCGCCUCCUCGUCCUCCACCACCGCCGCCACCACCAGCACCUCGUCGCCGGACUCCGGCAAGAAGCGGCGCCGCGAAGAUGAGGCCGUCGUCGAUAUCACUUUUGGGAAAGAUGGAGGUGGAGGUGCGGCGGCGGCGGCGGCGGGGGCGGUCGGGUCAGGCGGCGGAGGUGUAGGUGGAGGUGGUGGUGGGUUGUUUGGGAACACGACGAAGGGAAGCGACGCGGAGUCCGCGGAGAGGAAAGCCACCGUCCGUCUCACCCUCCCUCUGGCCGAGCCCAAUGAGCGGGGGUCCUCCGAGUUCAACUACGGGGAACUGGUCAACAACUCCAGCGUCUCACAGGUGAAGCCGCCCGUUUCCGCUGCACCCAAAGGACUCGCUCCUCCGCUCGACCCCAGCGACCCCUUCGCUGACGACGACAAGGAGCGGCGGGAGGUGGAGGCGAUAGCCAGGAAAUUUGAGAGCAAAUAUGGUGGUGCCCCAAAGAAGAAGAAAAAGGACCGGAUGCAGGACCUCAUCGACAUCGGCUACGGCUACGACGAGACCGACCCUUUCAUAGACAAUUCAGAGGCCUACGAUGAGCUGGUGCCGGCUUCUCUCACCACGAAACACGGAGGCUUCUACAUCAACACAGGAACUCUGCAGUUCAGAGCAGCGUCCGACUCCGAGGGAGAAAACGCAGACGACAACCAUUUCAAGAAGAUGAAGGACGGAGAAGAACGGGUGAUUAAAAAACGCAGGAAAAAGCAAGACGGCGGAAUUCUGGAGGAGAAGAAACCCAGAAAGAACAAAGUACCAAAGCCUGGCGUUUCCGCCCUGAACGUUCACCGGCCGGAGAAGAAGAAGAGGAAGAAGCUGAUGAAGGACUCGAUCCACCUCGCCAACAUGCUGCGCCGCUUCACCAGGGAGAAGGAGGAGAUGCGCAAGAAGAACGUAGGGUCGGCCGUGCUGCCGCGGCCCAACGCCAAAGCGCCCAACGCCAGCAGCGCGCUCCUCAACGCCCACACCAAGGUCACGGGCGCCGGCGCCGACUGCAACAUGGCCGACCUGUCCGCCGACCCGUCCGUCAUGUCGCUGCUCGGCUCGACCAACAACGACGUGCUGCAGGACAUGAUGGGCGACCUGGACUUCGGGAUGCUGGACUCUCCCCAGCCGGGCAGCCCGGCGCAGGGGGAGAACGGCUCCUUCGGGAUGGGGCAUAAAGCGGGAGGCGUGAGGGUGUCGCAGGGCGGCGUGAUGGCUCCUCCUCCUCCUCUUCCCAGCGGACUCCCCGGCCCGCUCGCGAAGCGCAUCGAAGACCUGAGAGCGGCGUCUCGUCUGUUCGAUGAAGAGGGCAGGAAGAAGUUCUUCACACUGGACAUGAACAACAUCCUACUCGACAUCGAGCUGCAGGUCCAGGAACAGUCCUCAGAGGUGCGUUCAGCCGUCUACUCUCACCUGGAGGCCUUCGUUCCCUGCAAUAAAGAAGCUCUGCUCAAACGCCUUAAGAAGCUCAGCCUCAACAUACAGGACGACCGCCUUCGAACGCCGCUGCUGAAGCUGAAGCUGGCCGUGUGCAGCGUGAUGCCGGAGCAGAUCGCCCGCUACAAUAUGGACUGCAUCGCUAAAGUGGCAAAGCAGCAGUCCGAGGAGGGAGAGAAGAACGGGUCCGAGGACGAUGAUGAGGAGAAGCCAGGGAAGAGAGUGAUGGGUCCCAGGAAGAAGUUCAUCUGGGACGACAAACUCAGGUUGUUGUUGUGUAACUUGGUGCGUGUGAAGCUGGGCUGCUACGAGCUGGAAGGGAAGAACACGCUGUCUCUGGAAGACUACCUCAAAGCCUUCAUGGAGACCGAGGUCAAACCUCUGUGGCCGAAGGGCUGGAUGCAGGCCAGGAUGCUCUUCAAGGAGAGCAUCAUGGUGCACGGUCACCUCACAGGCUACACGGCAAAGAAAAAGAUGGUUUCUACUCCCAAGGCCAAGCCAAAGGAGUCUGUGUGGGUUCAGCGGGCCGCGCCUCAAGCGACCGUCGCCCCCUCCCCCUCAGGUGCUCAGGUCGCCAAGCGACCGCCUCCGACGCCGGCCGAGCCCAUAUGUCUCGACUCCCUGGACGAGGCCCCCUCCCUGGACUCCAUCUCCCAGGCGCUGGCCAUCCUCGGCAACGCGGCCAAGGGCCUGGCCCAGGGGGACAGCCCCCCGUCCCCGGACGCGUCCAAGACCGGCGCCAACACCUCAGGCCUCCACAGCUCGCCGCUCAUCCAGCAGCAGCAGCAGCAGCAGAAGAAGAACUCCGUCAGCACUCCCGGCUCCGGCACACCUCACUACAUCUCUACCUCUUCGUCCUCCUCCACCCCUCUGUGCCGGCCGCUGUCCAUCACGUCCUCCGCCGCGUCCUCGGUGAGGGUGGACGGGAUGGGGGUCGUGAAGGGCGCGGCGCACAGACUCUCCGUUCUGAACGCUCAGAGACCUUUGGGCGUGGGCGUGGCCAAAGCCAACAUGCCUGCCUCGGCGCCGGCGCCCAAGCCGCGUCCGCCGCCCACCGCGUCCCCGCUGGUGCCCCCGGGGUCGAAGACGGGGGUGUCCGCCCCCACGUCGGUCCUCCUCAAAGGCAGCAAUAAUAACAAAGCGGGCGGCAGUGACACUCUCAUCCUCACGUCUCCCCAGUCGCGGGCGCUCACCCUCUCGUCGUCGCCCUCCCUCAUGGCUCCCAAAACCUUCCAGGCGCCUCGACUCCCCCAGACCCCGCAGAGCAAAGCCUCCCCCUCCCUCUCCCAGACGCUCCCCGGCGUCCAACCACGUCCCCAGUCCAACUUCAUCACCCCCAUGCACGCCACCCUCACCAAGUCCGCCCACAGCAGCAUCCCCCCCAUCGUCAAACUCACCCCCCGCACCCCGAACCCCGUCGUCACCGCCGCCACCUCGGCCUCGCCCUCCAUCUCCCUGACUCCCAGGUCUCAGGCAAACCCCACCCUGCAUAAGUACCCCCCCAACAGCCCAGCGGUGUACCGCCUGCCAUUCUCAGGGGCCCAGGGAGGAGCAACCAAGCCGGGGCAAGGCAGCUACGCUCCUCCGGGCGGCCAGAAGACGCCCAGCAACAGCACCACCAACACCAGCCUUAUUAACUCCUCAUCCAUAAGCAAGCAUUCAGGAUCCAGUGCCUCCCCCACGGUGGCCUCUGUCGCCCCGGGACAGCGUCAGAGGCCCGGGGGCGGGACACCUCAGGGGGCGAAGCCGGUCGCGUCUGUCCCGUCGUCGUCGUCGUCGGUCUCGUCUCAGCUGCCGCAGGUCUCCACGGCGGGGGGCGGCGGCGGCGGCGGAGGCGGCCUGCUCGGCUCGGCCCCCUCCCUCCCGCUGGGCUUCGGGAUGCUGGGGGGCCUGGUGCCCGUGUCCCUGCCCUUCCAGUUCCCCCAGCUGCUGAACCUGCCCUCGCUGGGCACGGGAGGCUCCAGCUCGACGGCCGGCGGCUCCGCAGCCAGUAGCAACGCCUCGUUCUCCACCCUGACGCAGAAUCUGUAUAAGAGUCUCCAGUCAGGGUCUCAGGUUGCUCUGCCUCCUCACUUGCAGCUCGCUUUCUCAGAUGUCAGUCAAAGCCAAGGAGGAGACGCAAAGAGGAAGACGCUAUGAUGAUUCUGACGCCCCGCGAUGAGACGUCGGGACGGCGUUUGUGUGACAGAGGGACAGACCGGGCUACAACUUUAUCAGCUUUUUUUAAAAAAAACAAUUUGAUAACUUUUAAAUACUUCAUAGAACUGUUAAAUCAAAAAUGGCAAAUACAGAUCAUCAAUGUUUACAACAUAGACCGAUAUCACUGUGGACGGGGAGGAGGAAUGAAUGGGAUUUAUAGGCGAGUGUGUGUGUGUUUGUGUGAAUGAGCGCUUGGUUUGCCGGACUGUGUGCCUUUUGUACGUCUCCCUCUCUGAUGCAUGGUCAGUGUGUCGACUCGGUGCUGUUUAUAAUCAUAAUGUAAUUAUUACUGAUGCCUGUAUGAAAAUGUAAACUGCAAAUUGUUCAAUUUGAGCUUCUUAUUUGUUUUUUUUUUUUGGUUUGUUUUUUAAAUGAGAGCUGUACACAUUUUCAUUGUACUUGAAUUUGUUUCUGUAUAGAACUCAAGUCGACUUUUAAUUAAAACCUUUCCCUAAAA
Messenger RNA from Mugil cephalus (flathead mullet), 4515 nucleotides. It is a transcript of the gene ubn2b, whose product is annotated as ubinuclein 2b. The record is from RefSeq and is a predicted model, not a curated record. Lineage: Eukaryota; Metazoa; Chordata; Actinopteri; Mugiliformes; Mugilidae. The transcript is spliced from 17 exons. Bases 342 to 3998 code for a protein of 1218 amino acids. Gene Ontology annotation, cellular component: nucleus.